Tupaia belangeri chinensis (Chinese tree shrew) is the source of this 2479-nucleotide messenger RNA. It is a transcript of the gene IFT74, whose product is annotated as intraflagellar transport 74. The transcript is spliced from 20 exons. The record is from RefSeq and is a predicted model, not a curated record. Gene Ontology annotation, cellular component: cilium; intraciliary transport particle B. Bases 600 to 2402 code for a protein of 600 amino acids. Gene Ontology annotation, biological process: intraciliary transport involved in cilium assembly; cilium assembly. Gene Ontology annotation, molecular function: beta-tubulin binding. Lineage: Eukaryota; Metazoa; Chordata; Mammalia; Scandentia; Tupaiidae.
GGGCCGUUAGGGCUCAGGCCUGAGGGCCGCGGGGAGCUACGUGUGGACUGAUCCCGAGCUGCGAGAGGGCUGGGGGCUGCGCGCGGCCGGCUGGUGAGUUUUGUCAGUGGCUGUCUCAGGAGGAGGUUCUAGCGCUACCAAGCCCUGCGACCGCCCUCCUGCGCCGGCGGUGACGAGAAAUCCCAGGUCCCGUCUCUCUCCUUCCCGUCUUUCCGCGCCGCCUCUUUUUACCUUGGAGAUUCUCAUCCACUCCAAACAAAACAAAGUUGAACUUAGUCUUUAGCCGUUACCGUCAAGCCCCUCACUAGGCCGGGGAAGUUCCCAAUUCUAGUCGCGUAAAGGGUGUCUGGGGACCUCUUAACCGCCUGAGGAGAGAAGUAAACCAAGACCAGAGAGAAGAAUCCAGAAAUCUUAGAAGAAUCUCUGUGGACUGAAGAUUUUACUCAAAGUAAUAGAUUUCUGUUGGUUACAGUGGGAGGGACCUAGCAACUUUUCAGAACGGUUGACUACUGGAGGAUAAUGAUGAUAAUUAGGAGCCAAGUAGAUUACCUGUAAAUAAUCCUCACAACAGCUCUGCAAGUGGCUAAAGUGAACUAACAAUGGCCAGCAAUCUCAAAACUUCAGCAGCUCGCCCUAUUUCUCGAGGUGGACUUGGGUUGACAGGAAGGCCUCCUUCUGGAAUACGACCCCCAUCAGGAAAUAUUCGAGUAGCAACUGGAAUGCCACCUGGGACAGCAAGACCAGGUUCUCGUGGUGGUCCCAUAGGGACUGGUGGAGUUCUGUCUUCUCAAAUCAAAGUUGCUGAUCGUCCUGUAACACAACAAGGUUUGAGUGGAAUGAAAACUGGAAUGAAAGGUCCGCAAAGGCAAAUUUUAGACAAAUCCUAUUAUCUUGGGCUUCUGAGAAGUAAAAUAAGUGAACUUACAACUGAAAUUAAUAAACUUCAGAAAGAAAUAGAAAUGUACAAUCAAGAGAAUUCAGUGUAUUUGUCAUAUGAAAAGAGGGCUGAGACUUUAGCUGUUGAAAUCAAAGAGUUUCAAGGACAACUAGCAGACUACAACAUGUUGGUAGAUAAACUUAAUACCAAUACUGAAAUGGAAGAAGUAAUGAAUGAUUACAAUAUGCUUAAAGCUCAAAAUGAUCGAGAAACGCAAAGUAUGGAUAUCAUAUUUACUGAAAGACAAGCGAAAGAAAAACAAAUUAGAAGUGUUGAAGAAGAAAUUGAACAGGAAAAACAAGCAGCAGAUGGCAUUAUCAAAAAUAUGUCUCCAGAAAAACAAAUAAAGUACAUAGAGAUGAAAACCACAAAUGAAAAAUUAUUGCAGGAAUUAGAUACACUUCAGCAACAACUAGACUCACUGAACAUGAAAAAAGAGAGCCUAGAAACUGAAUUAGCACACUCCCAGGUUAAACAGGAGGCUGUAUUGCUGCAUGAAAAACUUUAUGAGUUAGAGUCCCAUCGGGAACAAAUGAUUGCAGAAGACAAAAGCAUGGGAUCUCCAAUGGAAGAGAGAGAGAGAUUACUUAAGCAGGUUAAAGAAGAUAAUCAGGAAAUAGCCAGCAUGGAGAGACAAUUGACAGACAUAAAAGAAAAAAUAAAUCAGUUUAAUGAAGAAAUUAGACAACUUGACAUGGAUUUAGAGGAACACCAAGGUGAAAUGAAUCAGAAAUACAAGGAGCUAAAAAAAAGAGAGGAAAACAUGGACACUUUUAUUGAGACUUUUGAGGAAACGAAGAAUCAGGAACUGGAACGGAAGACACAGAUAGAAGCCAACAUUGUUGCACUUUUGGAGCACUGUAGUCGUAAUAUAAAUCGUAUGAAACAGAUAUCCUCUAUCACCAAUCAAGAGCUAAAGAUGAUGCAGGAUGACCUCAAUUUUAAAUCUACUGAAAUGCAGAAAUCACAGAGUACAGCUAGGAAUUUGACAUCAGACAGUCAACGUCUACAAUUGGAUCUGCAAAAAAUGGAGCUUCUGGAAAGUAAGAUGACAGAGGAACAACAUUCUCUUAAAAGCAAAAUUAAACAAAUGACAACUGAUCUGGAAACAUAUAAUGAUUUGCCAGCUUUAAAAUCAUCAGGUGAAGAAAAGAAAAAGAAAUUACAUCAGGAGAGAGUGGUAUUAUCAACCCGUAGAAACACUUUUAAGAAAAUAAUGGAGAAGCUAAACACAGAGUAUGAAACACUGAAAACACAGUUGCAAGAAAAUGAGACACAUUCUCAGCUUACAAAUCUGGAAAGAAAGUGGCAACACCAUGAGCAAAAUAAUUUCGUGAUGAAAGAAUUCAUAGCAACCAAGAGUCAAGAGAGUGAUUACCGGCCAAUUAUGAAAAAUGUGACCAAGCAGAUCGCAGAAUAUAAUAAGACUAUUGUGGAUGCUCUACAUAGCACCAGCAGAAAUUGAGUCUCAUCAACUAAAAAUCUCUAAAGAAGCAUCUUCUUGCUGUUGAGUUUUAUACAUGCUGAUCCAAAAAAAAAAAA